Messenger RNA from Naegleria fowleri, 1596 nucleotides. RefSeq lists its product as uncharacterized. Bases 1 to 1596 code for a protein of 531 amino acids. The record is from RefSeq and is a predicted model, not a curated record. The transcript is spliced from 3 exons. NCBI's taxonomy places the organism in Eukaryota, Heterolobosea, Eutetramitea, Acrasida, Naegleriidae.
AUGGAAUCGAUUUCUUCUUCUUUUGAACUUUUAGCGACGACCACCACUUUGGCCACCAAUUCAUCUUCCAAUUCGACUGUUGUUCCAAUGGGUCAAUUCGUUGGAGAAGUUUCGAUUGCUGCUCUACAAUGGAUUUCCUUCAUUGUGUUGCUUCCUUUCGUGUUGAUCUUGUUGACCUGUUUCACACGAGAAUCCGCCGCCACCACCAACACAACGAAUCAUCCUCACGACGUCAAAUCUCAACCACAUGAUCAUUUUGACACCAAACAAUCACAAUUGCAUCACAAACAUGAUGAUUUAUUGAGAAAAUCUCAUCAUCAGAGAGUCGCUCAACAACGGCAUCAAUUUCCAACUUCCAGUACCACUACUACAAGUGGUGGAGAUGAUUCUCUGUCCACAACUACCCUUUCAGAAUGUGAAGGAAAGUCUGUCGUGUCUCCAACUCCUACUUCUCCGAAUACUUCAACUCCUUUCGUUCAUCCUUCUUCUUCGAUGUGGUCACCUCCAACAAGAAGAAGAAAGGUCUCCAAAAAUAGGGUUAUUCUCUUUUCACUCAUGCUGCCAAGUGUCAUUAUUUUGGUUCUGUUGUUUGGUGUUCGUAUCUUGACAAUGACUGCGUUUCCUGUGGAUACUUUUUUGGUCGAGUUGAAACCAUUGCAUGUGAGAGUGUUGAAUGGAUUGGUGUUUUGUGGAUGGGCUUUGAAUGAUUUAAUGUUGGUGGUGCAGUUUUUAUUUAUUUCAUACAUGUUCUUGCAAACUUCAAGAAAACUCAAGUACAUUUCACAACGAGUGUACAAACUCCUUGUAAUUUCUAUGGUUGUCACUCCAGUCAUUUUGUCAACUUCUGUUUUAGGAUAUAUUACUGCAGUCAUGACAGAUCAAGUCACAAAACCUCAACAAGCGGAUGGAACAGCAGCCAAUGUACGACCAGCUCUCCUCUUCUUUUAUUCCAUCUCUACCAUCAUUUUCAUUGGAUCAGUCAUUGUGGCAUUGAGUUAUGUGAUUUGGACAACGGUUCAAUUAGUGAAACAUUUGAAAGCUGCAAGUAUGGGAGCUGGAUUGCAAUUACAACAAACGACACGAACAGCCAUUCGAAAGGUCAUCACUAUUGUGACACUUGUCUCUGUUAUUGCUGCAUUUAUGUGUUUGAUGGAAUUAAUUGCAUUAAUUGGAGAGUUGUCAAAUUCAUCCGUGUAUUUCGCUGUCAUUUCUUUGAUUGGAAAGGCUUUGGCUACAUGGAUUUAUAUUGCUGGAUUGUGUUUGUUAUUUGGUCCAUUGAGUAGUUUAAGAAAAUAUGUGAAGGAUAUUUUCAAAAACGCCAAUGAAAAGAUGAUCAUGGAUUCAAAUGUCAUGACGAUGCAACCUAACAGUGCUGUGGGUGUGAAUGCAUUUAAAGACAACAAUUCAGAACAACGACAAAACUCUCCAAUAGUAUUGGAUCAAAUCGACACCACGACAAUCGUGGAUUCUCAACGAGGUGAUGGCCGUCACGAUGGUGAAACUUUGAGGUCUGACACAACACAAUCCAUCGUUCUGCAGAAUUCAAAUGAAGAUCAGAAACCACUAGGAGGACUCACAGUUUCCACUCAAGAAUAA